Molecule: messenger RNA, 285 nt
Organism: Colletotrichum higginsianum IMI 349063
Lineage: Eukaryota; Fungi; Ascomycota; Sordariomycetes; Glomerellales; Glomerellaceae
Exons: 2
Coding region: 1-285 (94 amino acids)
Source: RefSeq, a predicted model, not a curated record
AUGCGAAUGGGGCAAAACCGGAGGCAGGCGUCAAAAAAGGGGACCAAAAUUUUAGGGAGCUUGUACAUACAUCGAAUAGAUACCCGCAACGUGUCCUCGCUGGGCUUUCACCUUACACAUCCACGCCGCUGUCUGACGUGCUCGUCUGCUAUAGGGGCAGCAUCUAGAGGCCUCUGGCCAACACCCAAGCUGAGAGUCUCACCUUUCCAAGUGGCGUGGGCUUGGUUCGGGUUGGACCGGUCGGGUUUGCAAUGCCCCAAUACAGACACAAUCAAGGUGCUUUGA